Funneliformis geosporum is the source of this 129-nucleotide messenger RNA. The record is from the annotation of a GenBank genome assembly. NCBI's taxonomy places the organism in Eukaryota, Fungi, Glomeromycota, Glomeromycetes, Glomerales, Glomeraceae.
CAAAAUAUUGAAGACUUAUUACUAAUACAAUUUAUUAAAUCAAGCCAAAUUUUUGAGGAUUCUGAUAAUAAAUCAAAUGAUUCUGAAGCUGAAGAAGCUGAAGAAGACAAAUUUAUUUUUUUGGAUUAA